AUGUCCAAAUGGGCCCACCGCAACAGCUCAGGCACAUGGUCGUGCGCAUACCCCGGAUGCACAUCCCAAUCGCGCUUCAAACGAGGCUGCGACGUCCGCAAACACUACAAACGACACACGAAAUCGUUCUACUGUCGUCACCAAGGCUGUCCGCAAGCGGUGGAAGGAGGGUUUUCGAGUAAGAAAGAUCGCGCUCGGCAUGAGGGGAAGCAUAAUCCGGUGAUUGUGUGUGAGUGGGAGGGCUGUGGGAGACUGUUUAGUCGGCAGGAUAAUAUGAAGGAUCAUGUCAGGCGACUUCACAAGCGUCGCGUACAAUGA
This is a messenger RNA of Sphaerulina musiva SO2202, 318 nucleotides long. RefSeq lists its product as uncharacterized. Lineage: Eukaryota; Fungi; Ascomycota; Dothideomycetes; Mycosphaerellales; Mycosphaerellaceae. The transcript is spliced from 2 exons. Gene Ontology annotation, cellular component: nucleus. The coding region runs from base 1 to 318 and encodes 105 amino acids. The record is from RefSeq and is a predicted model, not a curated record. Gene Ontology annotation, biological process: regulation of transcription by RNA polymerase II.